Messenger RNA from Cheilinus undulatus (humphead wrasse), 7343 nucleotides. RefSeq names its product obscurin like cytoskeletal adaptor 1a (gene obsl1a). The record is from RefSeq and is a predicted model, not a curated record. Lineage: Eukaryota; Metazoa; Chordata; Actinopteri; Labriformes; Labridae. The coding region runs from base 474 to 7100 and encodes 2208 amino acids. The transcript is spliced from 25 exons. Gene Ontology annotation, molecular function: protein binding.
UAUCAGAGCUGACGCAUGAACCAAGAACUCUGCUGAAAGACUGUGGUCAUAUUCCUCUCUGCCACCUGUACCAAAUGCCAAACCGAGGAGACACUAUCAAGAGAUCAUAACGAUAAUUGCAAGCCAACAGGGGUGGAUUGAAGGUGCUAUUUUUCUCACUUGCCUCAACUCUGACACACCAGAAUUAGCAGACAACAAACCAGACCAGAGGGGCAAGAGGAGCUUCAUGACUGUUUUCUGGAGAAAGGGAACCAAUAUCUGGCAUUUCUACAAAGCAAAGACAUUCUCCAAGAAGGACCAAGAUCAUACGAAUGAACUGAAGCCAGCUUGAAUGCUUGAGGACAUCAUCAUCACCUAAAAUGGUUUAAAGCAGGCACCUUAAGAAGUGCACUUUUCAGCAAAGAUCUCUAAGCGAAUCAACCUAGCAGCAAAACACAGUUCUUCAACCACACUGAGAAAAAAGAGACAAAACUAUGGAUAUUUUUGGUGGUGCUCCUCGUGUUUUGGGAUAUCCACGCCCUGUGUUGGCAAAGUGUGGCACAGAUGCAACACUACGUUGCCAAAUCGAUGGGGACCCUCGUCCUGAUGUGAUCUGGGAGCGUAAAAAUGUGAGAAUCAAUUCUGAUGGACACUACAAGCUCUCUGAGGAGGGAAAAGCUUACCUGCUGACCAUUACUGGAGUGACCCCACAGGAUGCUGGCCAGUAUAUUUGCAAAGCCAAAAAUAGCAUAGGCGAGACUUAUGCAGCAGCCACCUUGAAAGUGGAAGGAGAGGCCUCAACGCAAGAAGGAGGGCAAAGGCAAAUGGCGGUCAACGGUGUGGCGCAACCAGUGAGGGAGAAUGGUGAGCUCAAAGGACAGCUCAAUGGCUACUGUGCGGUGCAAAAUGGUGAAAAUGGAGAGAGGUUGAAUGGAGAGCACAGAAAGAACAGCAAGUUAAGUGAGGAGGUGGAUCUAAUGUCUGAUGACAAACCGAGAUUCCUCAUUAAGCCUCUCUCUCUGCGUGUGGAUCGCGGAGAAGAUGCCGCCUUCUCCUGCAAAAUCUGGGGUACUCCUCUUCCCGAGGUAACAUGGGAGAAAGACGGGAAGAAGCUGAAUGACAUCUUUGAGAGUGCACACUUCAGCGUGAGCAAUCAAGAUGGCGGCUGGUUCCAGCUCAAGAUCUACAGGACACGAAUGCCAGACAAAGGUGUCUACACCUGCAAGGCCGUCAACUGUAAUGGUGAGGCCUUGGCUGGUGCUGUCCUGCUUGUUGAGCCAGUACCAGAGCGGGAGGAUAGUAAGAAGUCUUCAAGUGGCCAGAAUAGCAGUAAGUGGUCUCCAAAGCACAGGGCGAGUAGGCUCAGUUUGUCCAGGAUUGCAGAGGAACAAUCUGUCAACGCUUCCAAAGCCAAGAAGUUUGCAGUCGCAGAGGGGAAGCAUGCCAAGUUCCGCUGCUUUGUGACUGGGAAGCCCAAGCCAGAGAUCGUUUGGAAGAAAGAUGGGGUUCCCCUUGAGCCUGGGAGGCGUCAUCUGAUAUUUGAGGAUAGAGAGGGAUACUACACACUGAAGGUCCUGUACUGUAAAGUUCAGGAUACAGGACUCUAUGUGUGUGCAGCAUCAAAUGCUCUUGGAAACACACUCAGUGCUGUUCACCUGUCUGUCAAAGGCCCAGCAGUGAGGUUCCGACGUCCACUGAAAGAUGUAGAGGUGAGGGAGAGGGAUGUUGCCGUGCUGGAGUGUGAGGUGCCUGACGAGUCGAUUCCAUCGGCUUGGUACUUAGAGGAUCAGAGGCUGAUGCCAAGCAGUAAGUACGGGAUGGAGCAGAAAGGAACCAGACGGAGACUUACGAUUCAUGAUGUUGGGACGGACGACGAUGGAGUGUAUCUCUGUGAGAUGCCUGAUGGAGCAAAGAGCAUUGCAGAGCUAUCAGUUAAAGGUACUAUUAUUCGUAAACUUCCUCGGAAGCUGGAGGUCCUAGAAGGCGAAAAUGCCGUGUUCUGUGUGGAGGUAGAAAGCGAUGACAUGGAAGUUCACUGGUUUAAAGAUGGUCUAAAGUUACACGAGACGCACCAAACGAUCCUGAAGUCUUUCGGCAAAACUCACAUUCUGGUCUUUGUCAACGUGGCCUAUCAUGACUCUGGGGUGGUUACCUUUGUCACAGGAAGGUCCAAGACCUCAGCGCGUCUCAAAGUGAAAGCUACAAGACACUGCCCUCCUAUCUGUCCUGUCGGAGUCAAAAUGGACGCAGAUCGCCCCAACAGUGCCCUGCUUACCUGGGUUCCAGCCCCCAACAGCCAAACGUCCACCAGAUCCAUCUUUGUCGUGGAGAGACAGGAAGUAGGCUCCCAAGAAUGGCAGAAGUGCUUCACCUCAGAGACCAUGACAACAGCCGAGGUCACUGGGGACAGCGUGCCGUGUGAAGGCAACUACCGUUUCCGUGUCUGUUGCAUCAACAAGUAUGGGCGAAGUGGGCAUGUGGAGUUUCCCAAAGCCGUCCAUCUUGUUCCUGGUCCCAAGAUUCAUAGUAACCUCAAAGCCUGUGAGGUGGUGGAAGGAGAAGAUGCCCACUUCUCCAUUGAACUGUCUGCAACAAUGGUUGGAACCUGGUUUUUAAAUAGUGCCCAACUAAAGCAUGGUGGCCGAUACUCAAUACAGCAAUCCCAAACAAAGCACUCUUUGGUUAUCCAUGAAACUCGCUCUACAGAAGACACAGCAGAGAUCACGUUCAUAGCCAACGGAGUCAGGGAUUCAGCUGCUCUAAAAGUUAAACCUGCUGUGAUAAAAUUCAGUCCUCUGUCAGAGUCGGACAGCAAAAAGAGGGUAGAAAUUGGUGACGCCAUUGUACUCUACUGUGAAGUUUCCCACCCCUUUGCAAAAGUAUCCUGGUUCAAAGAUGGCAAGGAACUUGAAGUGACCGAUGGCCUUAACAUCCAGUCAGAUGGAAACAUGAGGAGAGUUGUGAUUCAGUCGGCUGAUGCAUCUCACUCUGGAGUUUAUUCGUGUGAAACUUCAGGAGAUGUCAUCCAAUUCAAUGUGGAUGUUGCAGGCCCUCCUGUAAAGUUUACCCCCAUCCCAGAGGAGGAACACCAUAAGAGCAGCAUGGAGCUGGACCCCGUGGUGCUGAUGUGCCAUGUCUCUGCUGAUGAUGCUGAAGUUGUUUGGUAUAAGGAUGGCUGUGAAGUUAAGCCCAGUGAUAACAUCACUCUGCAGGCAGAGGGAACAAUGAGAAGAUUGAUCAUCCGCUCUGCAGAGACCUCCGAUGCUGGAAGCUACACCUGCCAGGCAGGAAACAACAGCAUGGAAUUCACUGUUAAUAUAAGAGAACCCCCAGUGAUGAUUGUGGAACCAAAGGAUGAUAUUGUCAUGGAGGGUUACAUCUCAGAGGAGAUCACUUUGCAAUGUGAGCUGUCCCGUUCCAGUGGGAAGGUGCGUUGGUUCAAGGAUGGCCAGGAAGUGGAGGAGAGCAGCAACAUCCAGCUGAUAUCUGAGGGUCCUUACAGGAGGCUGACUAUCCUCAGUGGCUCAGUGGAGGAUGCUGGAGAGUAUGUAUGUGAAACAGACGGAGACUCUGUCUUUUUCCAAGUUACAGUCAAGGAGCAACUAGUUAGAAUAAUUUUCCCCAAGGAAUCAGACUUGGAACUGACCCAUGUGGCCCCUGAGAGGCUCGAGCUCAACUGUGAGAUCUCCCAUGCAGAUGCCCCUGUGCGUUGGUACAAAGACAACCUGGAGGUAGAGGAGGGUGUAAACUUGAUCCUGGAGGUUGAAGGAGCCCAGCGUAGGCUGGUCAUACCUUUUACCACUGUGGAUGAUGCAGGCGAAUAUAUCUGUGACACGGAAGAUGAUUCUGUGGCCUUCCUUGUGACCAUUACAGAGUCACCCGUGACUCUUACUCGUCCUGCGAACAUGCCUGACAAAUUGGACAGUUUAACUGGCAAACCAAUCGUGCUGGAAAUUGAAGUGUCCCGACUAAAUGCUGAGGUCAAGUGGUGGCUAAACGGGAAAGAAAUACAGGAAAGCAGUAACAUAGCUAUCACAGUAGAUGGACUAAUCCAUCGAUUGACUAUCCGCUCUCCCACACCUGAGGAUUCUGGGAAGUACACCUGUGACGCUUUGGAUGAUAAAAUUGAUUUCCAGGUCAAAGUUUCAGAGCCUCCAGUGAAGAUCUUACGAAAGUCAGAGAUAAAGACAAAUAUUAAAUCCCUGAUCUCUGACGACAUUGUGCUGGAGUGUGAGCUGUCCAGAGCCAAUGCUGUUGCCAAGUGGUACAAGGACAGCUAUCGUAUUGAGGGUGAUGAAAGGUUCUGUGAAGAAGAAGAAGGUCCUUUCCGCUCGCUGGUCAUCCUAAAUGCUGAACUAGAAGACUCUGGAGAGUACUUCCUGGAUGUUGGAGAUGACAGCAUCAGCUUCCAGGUUACAGUAGAAGAACCUCCAGUGAGAAUCGUAGGCAACUCCAAUGACCCUGACUACCAGGAGAUGAUGGCAGGGGAUGAGCUCAUCCUGGCAUGUGAAGUUUCUCGCGCCAACGCCCCGGUCCAGUGGUACUGCAAUGACUGCCUGCUCUCCAAUGACUCCCGUACCUACAUAGAGACCUACGGCACCUUGAGGAAAAUUAUCAUCUCAAACAUCCAGCCAUCAGAUUCUGGGAAAUAUGUGUGUGAUGCAGUGGAUGACAAGAUGAUUAGCAUUGUCAGGAUUCAAGAGUCUCCGGUUACGUUUGUGAACAAGCAAGAUGACAUUGUUAUUACGGGUUAUGAGGCAGAAAGUGUGACCUUGAUGAGCUAUGUGUCAAAGGAAAAUGCUUUAGUACGUUGGCUGAAAGACUGGACACCUGUGGAAGGCGAGCGUUUCCAAGCACUCACCGAUGGUCACGAGCGCACCCUUACUAUUGACCCUUUGAGGCGCUCUGAUGCUGGCGAGUACACCUGUGACGUGAACACAGACCAGGUCCAUUUCAGCUUGCUUGUGAAAGAAAUGAGAAUAAAGUUUGUGAGUCCUCUGCGAGACACUGUGGCCCAUGCUGACGGUAUGGUGACCCUCCGCUGUCACGUGUGCAAGCCAAAAGCAGACGUCCAGUGGCUACUUAAUGGCUUGGAGAUAGUUCCAAGCAGAAGGUUCUCCAUAAGAGCGGAUGGAGUUGAGCGAAGCUUGACUAUCCACCGUUUAACCAGAGAGGACUCUGGGGAGUACGCUUGCGAGUCCAGAGAUGAUCGGACCACAGCAAUUCUGAGAGUAGAGAUGCCUCGAGUGGUGGAGUUCCUGACGGAGCUCCACAACACCACUGUUCUUGAAGGAGAAGAUGCCACUUUCAAGUGUGUGGUUUCCCCUGAGGAUGUCCAGUUGGUUUGGCUCAUGGACAAUGAGCCUAUCAACCUUGGUGAUCGUUUCCAGGCAAGCCAGAACGGACUGUGUCACACCUUGGUGAUCAAAAAGUGCCAGAUGUUGGACUGCUCGAGGAUUACAGCAGAGGCUGAGGGACACAUCAGCAAAGCAAGCCUCAAAGUUCAAGAGGCUCAAGUCAUGUUUACCAAGAAAAUGGAGGCUGUUAUGGCAGAAGAGUUUUGCGAUGCUACUCUGGAGACAGAGAUCAGCCUUGAGACGGGAGAAGUCCAGUGGAUGAGGCAAGGGGUGGUCAUCCAGCCAGGUCCAAGGUACAUCCUGGCUCAGAAUGGUUGUAAACGCAGUUUGACAAUCCUGAACCUGACGCUGGCCGACCGGGGAACCUACCGCUGUGAGACCCUGCAUGACCGGGCACAGGUCAAGCUCAAUGUGGAACCUCGCAAAAUCUCCAUCCGCAAAGGCCUAACUGACCAGGAAACCUUUGAAAGAGAGACAGCCUCCUUCGAGGUGGAGCUCUCCCACACAGAUGUGGAGGGAAUUUGGCAGAAGGAUGGCAUCCGUGUGAAACCAAACAACCAGUUUCGGGUGAGCACUAACGGGCUAGUCCAUGGCCUUACCCUGUCAAACCUAACCCUGGAGGACACAGGCACAAUUGUCUUCUCAGCUGAAGGGGUACGCACGACUGCGAGGCUCACUGUCAAAGAGACUCCGGUAUCCAUCCUGAAACCACUAUCAGAUGUCCGUGUAGAGGAGGAAUUCCCUGCCACUCUUGAGUGUGAAUUCUCCAGACAAAUAGUUGAGGUUAAAUGGUUUAAGAACGGGACGGAGCUGAAGCCUGGAAAGAACUAUCGGAUCUACUCCAUGGGCCGAAAGCGGUUCUGUCAAAUCAUGCAGUGCUCCCUGGCUGACUCUGGCACCUACAUGUGUGAUACAGGGGAAAUAAACACAUCCUGUACACUGGAGGUUUAUGAGCACAAGUUGGAGUUAGUGCAGGACCUGGAGGAUCUUUACAUCCAGGAGGACCAAAAUGCUGUCUUCAUGUGUGAAGUUUCUCUGGAAGAUGUUGCCGGGGAGUGGUUCAAAGAUGGCCACAAGAUCCGGCCGACUAGUACCAUCAAAAUCCGCACUGAAGGGACCAAACAUUUCCUACUGAUGUGUAAUGUGACAGCUGAGGAUGCUGGGGAAAUCCGCUUUGUAGCCAGGGAUGUUGAAUCCACAGCAUACCUUGAAGUCGAGGAACUUCCUGUCUCCAUCGUAAAACCUCUGCGAGAUCGAACAGCCCUGGAGAAACAUCGUGUGAUCCUUGAAUGCACUAUUUCCACACCUCGUUGCGAAGCCACCUGGUAUAAGGGCAAUGAGGAGGUGGUUCCCUCAGAUCGGAUUGAAAUCCUGGCUGAUGGAUGCUCACAUAAACUGGUGAUCCUGCAGGCGGCUGUGGAGGAUGAAGGCACAUACAGCAUCGAGGUUGGAGAGCACACGUGCAAAGCCAAACUGAUGGUAGAAGCCCAAGCGCUCGUAAUGGUCAAAGAGCUGGAAGAUGAGGAGGUUAUUGAGUCUGAGCCAGCAUGUUUCCAGUGCGAGGUGUCUGUUGCCAUAAACAAGCCCCCCGUUUGGACUCUGAAUGGAGAAACCCUACAAGCGGGCCCCUUCGUCCGUGUGGAAAACCGUGGGACGGUCCACAAACUCACCCUGAAAAACACCAGUGUGGACAUGAGUGGGGUAGUGAAGUUUACCAUGGGCAAAGCCAAGAGCAGCGCCAUGCUCACUGUAAUGGAAAAGUGAAGAAAAAGACAGGAAAGCAAGUGAAUCUGAUGGAGAAGAGAAAAGAAGGACUGCUAAAAUGGGAAAGUUUUAGUUCAAAUUGAAGGUACUUGGAGAUACCUGAAGCAUUUUACUUCAGAUAAGAUACUCUUUUUUACAGUGUAGGAUAUAUUUAUUUGCCUGAUUAAGUUUUCUAAUGUACUUUUUGUUCCUUUAUUUGAGUGAACAAUCCAAAAUAAAUCUCAAGUGGUACAAUUACAAUUA